This is a messenger RNA of Didymodactylos carnosus, 387 nucleotides long. NCBI's taxonomy places the organism in Eukaryota, Metazoa, Rotifera, Eurotatoria, Philodinida, Philodinidae. The record is from the annotation of a GenBank genome assembly.
AUGGAAGUUAGGAUUAUAUUCAGAAAGGGUGUUGAUCCAACUGAAAUUAGUCUGAUGAAUACAUUAACAACCAAGUUACAUUUUCUAGUGGAUGAAACAUAUAUUCGUACAGAUGAUAUUGUUGAGUUAUUAAAAGAGCACGGUAAUACAAUUUCAUUAGUCCUAUUGAGUGGUAUACAGUACUAUACAGGACAAUUAUUUGAAAUUGAAACUAUAACACAUGUUGCACAUAAACAAAUCUUUGACAAAGUUUCACUCGAUCAACUACGAUUAAAAUCAAAACUAUUAACACAAUAUCUUCAAUAUUUAAUUGAAACUGAAUUAUCUUUAGAAGAAUUUCAAAUACUUACACCGACAGAUCCUGAUCAACGUGGUGCACAAUUGUGA